This is a messenger RNA of Bombina bombina (fire-bellied toad), 2270 nucleotides long. It is a transcript of the gene ISX, whose product is annotated as intestine specific homeobox. Gene Ontology annotation, biological process: regulation of transcription by RNA polymerase II. Gene Ontology annotation, molecular function: DNA-binding transcription factor activity, RNA polymerase II-specific; RNA polymerase II transcription regulatory region sequence-specific DNA binding. The record is from RefSeq and is a predicted model, not a curated record. The transcript is spliced from 5 exons. Bases 1 to 969 code for a protein of 322 amino acids. Lineage: Eukaryota; Metazoa; Chordata; Amphibia; Anura; Bombinatoridae.
AUGGAAUACAGAUGCCAUGCUAUGACAGCCCAAAGUCAAGCAAGCUAUUUGCUCAGAGAGGAGCAACUACAGGCUAACCAUAUGGUGGCGAUUCAUGCCUUGUCUGAGAAGCUGACCAAGGACCCUGAUAGGAAACCUCUAGGGGCUAGGCUAAUCUUUGCCAGUCAUUUUCUGCAACAAAUGACACCCACAGAUGAUGCAGAAGAAUACCUUCUUACAUUUGAAUGUACUGCUGAAAGAGGAGGGCCAGCAGAUUCUAUCUUUACGUGUGCACCAGUCAAAGUGGAUUCAGAAGAAAGUUCAAGAUUAUUGGUUGGUUCUGUUUACCCAAGGGGCGCGUUCCCUGCAUCAACCGGCUGUGUAAGGAACAGAAAUAAUCUAUUGAUGUCAACUGUCAACAUAAAAGAGUCAAAGGAUGAACUAGAAGUCAGAACUGCAGAACCUGAGGAUGACCUUAGCGACCCCGCACAUGAUGGACCAUCUUGUGACCGCAAGAACAAGCGAAGAAUAAGAACCACAUUCACAAUGAAACAGUUGCAGGAGUUAGAGAGGAUUUUUCAGGUUACUCAUUACCCAGAUGUCCAGACACGAGACCAGUUGGCUGCAAAGAUCAAACUACCAGAGAACCGUGUGCAGAUCUGGUUUCAAAACCGGCGAGCAAAAUGGAGGAAGUAUGAAAAAUUAGGAAAUUUUGGAGGACUUCAGCAUCUCACAGCAAUUGAUAUGAUUCCUGCACCCAAGCAAGACUGUCUGGAUUUUCGACUACAGCCAGGGACACCAACCAGUGCAGAUCUCCCUUUGAGAUAUUACACACCUUUCCAAGGCCCUUUGACAUCAGCAAUAGUUCACAAUAUUGUGGCUUUUCCUCCUCCUCUUCAACCACAGACAUUUCCAGUUAGACUGCCUCCAUAUUAUAUUCAUCUUCCACCAAGAAUUAACUACAGUAGCAUCCUUGCUUCGCCUACAUAACCUAACAGUGUAAUAGCCAUCAGUUUUGGCCAGACUCAACUGAAAGCAAAUGUAUGCCGUGUUACUCUCGAGCAUCCAUUUCAAAGAUGUUUUGAAAAUUGUGCACCAGAUGGGAACUGCACUUCAUCAGUGGAAUAAAACAUCUCUAAAACUUACAGCAAGUGUUUAAUCGCUUUCCCAAGAGGAUGAGAAUAGCUUGCUUGUCGCUAAGAGACAUUCAUCUCUUGUUUAAAACCUUCAUAGAAUUGCUCAACAUCAAAGCCAAGAACAUAAGUAUAAUUACAUUUCCUUAUCAUUUAUUUAUAACUUCAAAACAACCCAAAAAAAAAAAAAAGCACUUGUAUCAGAAAAUGUGAAAUGUAUGAGCAGAUGUUUCUUAAAUCCAUUUAACUCAUAUUCAUGGGACUACUUAAGUGAAAGAACUGGGUUGUUGGUUCCAUGGGCUGAUCUGGUUGGGAAGCCUAGAUAGGAAUUAAAUGACACCACAAAAAAAAACUGCGUUUGGCAGACUUACAAAAAGCUUUCCAGAGACAAAUUUCUAAGAUGUACUGAUGCAAUAUCUGCCAAUAGUCUCUUGUCUGCCAGUGGGUCUAUCUUUUUCUUAUGAGCCGAAACUAUUUCUACUUUGUAUGAGAGUAAAACUAACUAGAAGCUACCCACUUACUCUUCUUGUUUAGCUGUCAGUAUAUACCGUCUAAAUAAUUGGACUGUAACAACAAACUAGACCAAGAAGUGCAUUUGACAGGUUUGGAUAUUUUUAUCUUUUAAUAAGCAGCAAAAGGAAUUAAAUUCUAUCUCUAAAAUCCUUUUUAUAUAAACACACACUCGGGAUAUAUAGACUGAAAUACAGUUGCAUUGCAUCUGUUAUAUUCCAGAUAUACUUAACUAUUUUAUCCAGAAGCAAAUAUUGGAAACUUAAUAUUUUUGUCUUGUGGUACCUAAGGGACACAAAGCAUCUGACACUCCUUGUGAACUAGGGAAGAAAAAAAAGAAGCCAUGCAUGGGCUUUGAAAUUAAUUGGCACCUCACUCCCUUGAAUGUGACACACGCUGUACAGCAGAGGGCAAAGGGUUGGAAGAUAUGGUGUCUCAUUAAUCGCAUACAGCCUCUUGCAGAAAGCAAAUGCGCAGAAUUCCCAGGAAAUAACUAACUGUAAACUGUAUCAUAACAAACACAAGGACAAUUACUCACUGUAUUCUUCUUAAUGUAGUAGGGAACUUAAAUCCUUUUUCUAUAUAGCCCAAAGGGCUGAAACGUUGAGGUCAAAGCUCUGAGAAAACAAAAUAAAAAUGAUGUCAAUA